UGUCUCUUUUUUCCGAUCCCUACUCUGUUCUCUCUCUCUCUCUCUCUCUCUCUCUGCUCCUCUUUUUUUUCUAUACCCGUCCUCCUCCUCCAUCGGCAGACAUGGACCUGACCCUGUGGCAGUACCAGUUCAGGAUCAUCAUGCUGGGGGACUCCACGGUGGGGAAGUCCUCCCUGCUGAAGCGAUACACCGAGGACACGUUCCUGGAGUCCAUCAAUCAGACAGUGGGCGUGGACUUCCACGUUCACUUCCUGGAAGUGGAGCCGGGGGUCAGGGUCAAGCUGCAGUUCUGGGACACAGCGGGCCAGGAGAGGUUCAGGUCGGUGACUCGCUCCUAUUACCGCAACUCCGUUGGGGGCCUGCUGGUUUUCAACCUGACCAACCGAGCCUCCUUCGAGCACAUCAAGGACUGGCACGCUGAGGUAUGCGAGUGGGUCCAGCCGCACAGAGUGCUCUUCGUCCUGGUGGGCCACAAGAGCGACCGAGACGCCCCGGGGGAGAGGGACGUGAGCAAGGAGGAGGCCGAGAAACUGGCCGGACAGCUUGGGGUGCCCUACGUGGAGGCCUCGGCCAAGACCGGGCACAAGGUGACGGAGGCCUUCGAGCUUCUCACGCGGCGGGUGUACCAGGGCCUGAUGAGCAGGGAGGUGGAGCUGCGGGAGGGCUGGGACGGGGUGAAGUGCUCGGGCCCGCGGGCCCUGCAGCUACAGAGGGCCAGCCUGACGCGGUCCGCCGUCACGCCCAAGCCAAGCAAGAAGUGCUGUGGUUGAACCGUGGACGCGCAGCCGCCCGUCGACUCGCGCCGCCGUGGCACCAAAAGGGAAUCGACGAGACGUUUGUGCCAGACGCGUGGUCGUCGUGAUCAAAGUUUUAUGUUGGAAGCAUCGUCUUACACAGCGUUGGUUGUGCUGAAAUAAUCUGAACUUGGCUGUUUUUUUGGGAAGUGGAAGUACUUCCCCGCUGGAUUUCUUGUGAACAUGCAGACUUAAAAGGGUGUGCAUGGAGAACACCUUGCUGUGUGGAUCAGCAUGUGGUCACAUGUGUGUACAAAACGCUGGUCUUCUAGUAGCUACGGGUCCCAGCGGGGGAGCGGGCGGACUGUGGGAUCGUUAUUUGGCCAAAGGGGAACACUGCAUUGACGCACAACAUAUAGAUUACUGUCGAUUAUCUGGCGUUCUGCUGGUGUGAAUUGACUGCUUAUUUUCCUGUGUAGCACAUACAUGCGUGAUGUACUUCCAUUUCGAAAUGAUGCGGUUUUCGAGUCCAGUGUUGGCACAGGACCGAAACAAUUAAACACUGUAAAAUAAUGAAAGCACGUGGAUCUAUAAGUUACGUUGAUGAGGCAUUAAAAUUGUUUCGACG
Lampris incognitus (smalleye Pacific opah) is the source of this 1362-nucleotide messenger RNA. It is a transcript of the gene rab42b, whose product is annotated as RAB42, member RAS oncogene family. Gene Ontology annotation, molecular function: GTPase activity; GTP binding. Bases 102 to 770 code for a protein of 222 amino acids. NCBI's taxonomy places the organism in Eukaryota, Metazoa, Chordata, Actinopteri, Lampriformes, Lampridae. The transcript has 2 exons. The record is from RefSeq and is a predicted model, not a curated record.